AUGUCUACCACAAGUACUACACACGGAACUUUCCAUAUUGAAGAGUUGGUCGAUUCUAAAAGAGGACCAAGAACGACAUGGCGUGUUCAACAAGAUAUUUCUGAUCUCUUCGCCGCUCUUGAUGAACUAAGAUUCGACCUUGAUCCUUUCGGUCAGAACGAAAUUCCAAAGGAAAACACAUACGAUUAUAACUACGAUUUUACCUACCAUCAAAAACCUCUACCACCCCUACCAGCCCUUCCAAGUUCAACAUGCAUAGACUCAACACAAAGCGACACAUCAUCAGUAUCUUUCAUCUUUGCACGACGAUUCGAGCAAGAAAAAGCCUAUAACGACAGUAUCCGACCAAAAGACGUUAUUCGAGAUACUGUACAACAAAAAGUCGAGAAUUGGCUUGGACAAUUACCGGAACGACAUGAUGUCGCGCAUAUCCUACGAAAAGACGCAAUGCAAAGUUUUAAACGACAAGUCACGAAACGAAAUCGACGACAAGCAUCAGAACCCAUCAACUCUAUUCCCAGUCCACAAAUCUCAGACGACACUACCAUUGCGGUCUCGGAUGAUUGCAAAUUGCCGUUUAACAAGACGGACAGUUUCCAGUUGGUCGGAAAGCCUGUUGUUGAUCGGGGCAAUGAACUAGAUGGAUACCACUCAGCAUUAUUACAUAUUCACAGACCGUCAAAAAGUCUUGGGCACAACAACUUCCGUCCGUCAUUAAGACGACAAUAUCCAAGGGGUUUGGAAGAUGAGGCUCGGUUAGGGAUAGGUGUUCCUGUUCCUGGGGCGGAAAAAUGGAUCUAA
Fusarium coffeatum is the source of this 801-nucleotide messenger RNA. RefSeq lists its product as uncharacterized. The record is from RefSeq and is a predicted model, not a curated record. The transcript has a single exon. Bases 1 to 801 code for a protein of 266 amino acids. Lineage: Eukaryota; Fungi; Ascomycota; Sordariomycetes; Hypocreales; Nectriaceae.